Molecule: messenger RNA, 3587 nt
Organism: Osmerus eperlanus (European smelt)
Lineage: Eukaryota; Metazoa; Chordata; Actinopteri; Osmeriformes; Osmeridae
Product: TBC1 domain family member 15
Exons: 10
Coding region: 307-1656 (449 amino acids)
Biological process (GO): activation of GTPase activity
Molecular function (GO): GTPase activator activity
Source: RefSeq, a predicted model, not a curated record
GAUAAAUAUCACAAAACGAAUUUCUGAGCUGGAGUAUCCUUGGAUCACCAGUGGAUUCUAUAGAAAGUUUCAUACGAGUAAGAUAGGCUGCUCGUCCUUUUGGUUCUUUAUAACAUAAUGAUCUAGGCUGGUCCGACUUCAUUGUAAAAGGAUGCGCUGUCCAAGUCGGUGUCUCCACUAAAUAGAUGUCUCCAUAUGUGUGACAUGAAUACACUACUGUCGUCACCUGUGUAAGCAGUAGAAGUACACACAAAAGCUUCGGGUAAUGUAACAGCAAUCCCGCAACUAAAAUAAACAUUUAGCCUAAUGAACGGAACGAUGCCCAGGAGUUCGUUAGCGACGACCGCGGACGUAGCUGUCCGGCGGACAGUUGGAUCGGUAACAACUCCUCCUGCACCAACCACAACACCGCUCCGGUUACCUGGGGUGAUGGACGCAGAAGGGAGAGUGGACGAAUCAAGGUUGCGAAUGCACAUUUUCAAAAACGGUGGUGUGUCUCCCACAGAGCGUGGCCUGGUGUGGCGUUUCCUGUUUGGGAUGUACCCCUGCAGCUCCACCGCUCUAGAGCGCCCCCUGCUGCAGGAGCAGCUAGCCGUCCGCUACCAGGUCAUGAAGAGGAAGUGGAAGCAGAUGCUUCCUGAUUCCAUCCGGCUGAGACUCAACGGCACUGAUGCUGAGUUGGUGGAAGCGGUGCGCUACUUCGACCAGAGGCAGGCCCACGCCCAGCAGCAGGACCAGCAGGAGGAAGUCAGAGACAAGCUAGCCUUCCUGGAGCUCCAGGCACAGGUGUUGUUUGAGCGGGUAACCUUUGACCUUGAGGAGCUCCAAGAGGCUAUUCGGAUCAUUGACAAGGAUGUGCCUCGAACUGACAGAGACCUGGACUACUACUUGGGUGAAGGAUCAGGAAAUCUCUUGGUGUUGAGGAACAUUCUCAUCACCUAUGCUGCUUUUCACCCAGAGGUCAGCUACGCCCAGGGGAUGAACGACUUGUGCAGCCGGUUCCUGGAGGUCAUGGACUCUGAGGUGGACACGUUCUGGAGCUUCUCCUGCUACAUGGAGAAGUUCUCUAAGGACUUCACGGCGGAUGGACUACACAGGAAGAUCGAGCUGGAGGCGGCGCUGCUUAAGGAACUAGACCCCCAGCUCUACGCCCACUUGGUCACAGACAACAUGGAGAGUUUCACAUUCUGUCAUAGGUGGCUGCUGCUGGGCUUCCAGAGGGAGUUUGAACACAGUGAUGCUCUGCGUUUGUUUGAGAUCCUGAGUUGUGACCACCUGGAACUCAUCUCACAGCAGGUGGAGCGUGCCCGCUACCAGGAGAGGCUGGCAAGCAAACACAGCAUAGUUCCAGAGGAUAAUCUGCUGACGGAGCCCCAGGCCAUUAACACAGACUUCACCUUUGAACUCUUCAUCUGCGCCACCAUCCUGUUGGAGAACAGAGAAUCUUUGCUAAGAUGCAGGAACGAUGUACAGCUCAUCCAGUUCACAAGCAGCCUUCAGGGGACUCUCGAUCUGAACUUCACCCUGAAGAAGGCCGAGGAACAUUUCUACAACUACUGCAAGCGCUCCGCCUGGGACUACAUGAACAUACACUGCCGGACUCGCAAGAACAAAGAUGAACACUUCUUGUACCAGCUCCGUAGCUUCUUCUCCUGAGUCGAGGCGGGUCCAGCAGAACCCAGAAGUUUCAGCUUGAACCUGGAGAAACUGUGGUCUGGACUCACAACAAGAGAGACAGAACGAGAGACUUAUCGCAUAUAAGACUAGAACCCUCUUAAUAGGAUUUUAGGUGCACAUACCCUGCCAAAAAGUGUUGGCAUUUGUAAUCCUUGGAAGUCUAUGCUCAGGGAAUUAUGCUGCUUAACCCCCAAUUCCUUCUACAUUUUUUUCAUAUAUAUUUUGAGACAUAUUUGAUUGAAAGUGUUCUAUGGAUGAGUAAGUAUCAGACACGAAAAUGGUUACGUUGAAUGCUAACUUGAAUACUCACGUAGUGGGUGCAGGGUUUGAGUUUGAUGUUAAAUCCAUCCUAGAGAAUUUACUUCAUCAUCUGGGUGGCAUAUUGGCAAGGAUGGAUGAAUGUUUUGACCCUAAUCUGGGAUUAAAAACCCUGGAAGAAAACAAAUCUCCCAGAAAAACGUGGACCAGAGUAUGACCUGUACGACUGCAACAGGUGUAAUGUGUAAUGUACUAUAAAUGACUUGAGGUGUGCUAUCUCAUGUCUUAGUGGGCCUGUGUAACAGGAGGAGCCGUCCACUGGUGCAGUUCUGUGAAAGAGCAGAGGGGGGGGGGGGGGGGUGUACAGGAGGAGGAAGAGGAGAAGGUGCCGUGAGAGUGGUUGAAGAGCACCCAGUACUCUGUAUAUUAGAGAGUGUCACAGCUUCCAGGAAUAGCUUGAGGCAUGGACAUCUCUUUGGAGCCAUGGAAACGCUGACAGGAUCUUGCUUCUUUAAGUAUGCACCAGCUGUGUUGCAGGGUAUACGUUUGGUGGUUUGUCUGAGGGAUCAGUUGGAUCACUGUAAAUUGAUGGAAUGGUUUUCCCAGACAUGGAAAGCUUAUUUUUUCAAAACCGGCAUCGACUUUUGAUGGAAUGUGUGUGAGAAUCAGAGGUUUUGUCAGUGAAUGCAGAAUCGGUUUUCGAUGACCUCAAAAAUAUCUAUCCUAUUGUUAUUACAGUACUGCACAUGAAUGAAUAGCGUCAGAAAUGUUAUGUGUGAGACAUUCCUAUCCAAGCAGAGACUUUUGUGUAGAAGCCAGUGGGGCCAGGGAAGUGAGAGAAUACUGAAAGAGGUUUUAGGUCAGACAGAAAGAAGGGGUGUAUUUUAAGUUAGUAACUUGACAUUUUAUCUUAAGUUUGACAGUGUAGAAUUUGCCUAGUCACAUUGAUAUCCCAAAAGGGUUUUUAUUGUAGGGAUUGUUUAUGGUGGUCAAAAGUAAACCGUUUUUAAUGUAAAAAAAUUAAGUUGUGUAAAUGUGUUAACUUUAUAGGAACACUGUGUCUUUGUGCACUUCAUGUACACAGCUUUCCUGCUUUGUCAUGCUUCACACAGACCAAUGGAUUGAUUUCAUGUUGUCUCCACAGUGUGAAAUGUACCAUGUGAGUCGGUAUAAUACGUUUGCUCUGCAUUUCUGGUGGAUUUCCUGCUGUGAAAAGCCAGUGGUGUUCCUAACUGCAUAUCUCACAAACCAGCCCAGAGAUCAUGUGAAUCCCAUUAAGCGUGCCCCAAACUCACCCCUCAUUCAUUCUCAGAUAGAAGGUAUGGUUCAAGUUAGUUCAAUAAAAGUAUAAAAUAAUAGGAAGUGUUCAAGGUGAAUUCAAAGUGCCUCAUUGUUGUUUUUUAUCAUUCCCUUGCCCAAGGGAGUUAACAGUAUUACUUAACGGGUACAGAGUGACACAAGCCUGGAACUUUCUCUGGGAGAGUCACCUGACCUUUGAAGGAAUCUCUCCCGACUGUGUUCAGUGGCUAUAUAUGCUGAAGAUUCGAGACACUCAUCCUCUUGGUCUGCCUGUCUACGAGAGGGAGAGGAGCGUUGCAGUGGAACAUAGCUGCCGGGGUAGUGUUGAGGGUGAAAAUAAAGUUGUAAACUCA